Molecule: messenger RNA, 1770 nt
Organism: Pyrus x bretschneideri (Chinese white pear)
Lineage: Eukaryota; Viridiplantae; Streptophyta; Magnoliopsida; Rosales; Rosaceae
Product: cyclin-D3-1
Exons: 4
Coding region: 181-1347 (388 amino acids)
Biological process (GO): mitotic cell cycle phase transition; regulation of cyclin-dependent protein serine/threonine kinase activity
Cellular component (GO): cyclin-dependent protein kinase holoenzyme complex; nucleus; cytoplasm
Molecular function (GO): cyclin-dependent protein serine/threonine kinase regulator activity
Source: RefSeq, a predicted model, not a curated record
ACAGUACUAUUUUCUCCCUCUCUCUCUCCCUCCCUCUCCCCUGCUGCACCACCACACCACAACCCAAAGCAAAAAAUAGAGAGAGAGAGAGAGAGAGAGAGAGAGAGAUGGGUGUGAGAGUGAUGAGCUUUUCUUUCGUAUAAUGAGCAGAGGACCAAAACCUCUUCUUCUCAGAAGAAGAUGGCAAUGAAUCACGACCAACACCAAAACCCACAAAGCCAUUCACUUUUGCUGGAUGCUUUGCUCUGUGAGGAGGACAAGUGGGAGGAGGACGAUGGAGAGGUGGUGGAACAAGAAGUGAGUAGUGGUGAGAACUACAACAAUGGCGUCAGUGGGAAAAACCCAAACUUCCCUUCUCUGUUUCCCAUGCUCCUGUUGGAACAAGAUCUGUUCUGGGAGGAUGAUGAGCUUGUUUCUCUCUUUUCCAAGGAGGAGCAGCAACAGACGCAUUUCGUCAAACACAUGGAGGGCAUGGGAACAGAGGACUCUUUGAUCUCCGCGGCUCGCCGUGAUGCCGUGCUGUGGAUGCUCAAAGUGAACGCCCAUUACGGGUUCACAGCCCUCACUGCAAUCCUAGCCGUUAACUACUUCGAUCGGUUCAUCUCAAGCCACCAUUUCCAGAGAGACAAGCCGUGGAUGGUCCAGCUUGUGGCUGUCACUUGCCUCUCUCUGGCUGCCAAAGUGGAAGAAACCGAAGUUCCUCUGCUUUUAGACCUUCAAGUGGAGGACACGAAGUACUUUUUCGAGGCGAAAACGAUUCAGAGAAUGGAGAUUUUGGUGCUCUCAGCUCUCCACUGGCGGAUGCAUCCAGUGACGCCACUUUCGUUCCUCGACCACAUCAUAAGAAGGCUCGGAUUGAAAACCCACCUCCAUUGGGAGUUCCUCAAGCGCUGCGAGCGUCUCCUUCUCUCCGUAGUCUUCGAUUCGAGAUUUGUCCGUUAUUUGCCUUCUGUUUUGGCCACUGCAACAAUGAUGCGCGUUAUAGACCAGGUCGAGCCUUGGAAUGCCAUUGAAUACCAGAACCAGCUUCUUGGUGUUCUCAAAAUAAGCAAGGAAAAAGUGAACGACUGUUACAGUCUGAUAAUCGACUAUGAUUACGCCUGCAGCAACAACAAAAACAGCACCAACAAACGCAAGCAUGAUCAAAUCCCGGGCAGCCCAAGUGCGGUGAUUGAUGCAUAUUUCAGCUAUGAAAGCUCAAAUGAUUCGUGGCCAGUGGGAUCAUCAGUUUCUUCAUCCCCACAAGCACUUUUCAAGAGGACCAGAAAAGCAGAAGCAGAAGAGAAAGAGAAGAAAUUGGCCUCACUCAGCAGGCUCUUUGUGGGCAUUGUUGGUAGCCCACCUUAAUUAAUCUCAUUAUUUAAUUUCUCUUCCAAUCUAAAAACCCAAAAAAAAAAAAAAAAAAAGAUUUUAAAUCCAUGCUUAUCAUGGUAAUUUCCCUUUUGGUGAAAAUCUGAAGUGCUGAGCUGCUGCCAUAGAAAUGCAUUUCUCUGGUUUAAUUUUGAAGGACAAUGGCCACAGUUUUACAGUCAUGUCCCGGGGACUAGGAGAUGAUGGAGCUGUGGGGAUUAUUUACUAUUACUUGAUGGCAAUUUACAGCAAAGAGGAGGGGCAGGAUUGGUAAUUUAACAUAGAAUACUCUUCGGUCUGCUUCUCUCUAAAAUUUUAUGGGGCACUCAUAUCGUAUAUGUUCCUCUUUGUUUAAGUCUCUAUUGGAACCAUUUGGACAUAUUAUAUUUAAUAAAUAAAUUUAAACACCAGUUUUGUUCA